This is a messenger RNA of Neurospora hispaniola, 1473 nucleotides long. RefSeq lists its product as uncharacterized. The record is from RefSeq and is a predicted model, not a curated record. NCBI's taxonomy places the organism in Eukaryota, Fungi, Ascomycota, Sordariomycetes, Sordariales, Sordariaceae. The transcript is spliced from 4 exons. The annotation marks the transcript as partial.
AUGGAUCGACUACCACAAGAGAUAACCGACUCAAUCGUCGAAGCCUUUGUUCAAGAUCUUGGAAAGGCACGCCCCACGAGAUUGAGCAAAUAUAGUACCGUCUCCAAGGGUUGGCGUCGCGCUAUAGAACGGCGGCUUUUCACCAAGAUUGAUGGUAUUGCCUCUGGCUCGUUCCAGUUGUCCUUCUUCAAAAACAUCCUGGCAGGGGAAGGCAACAGGCAUCGUCGGGAAUCGGUCAGAAGCUUAACCUACACAACCUAUCUCGCAUUUCGAGGCCAGCAGGACAUGUUGGACUUUGUUCGCGAGAGCCAACUUAGACUUAUGGAUGAGUUCAGCCAACUGUUCACUGUCAUUAACGACAUAUGGCCAACCGACCAGGGAACGAACAGUACCUCUACACAGCCACUGGCGCUAACGGUCAGUAUCGUCGGAAUCGGACACUGGAAGGCUGAAUACGAUGAGAGUACCUUCACAUCUCCACAAGCGGCAACAAGCCUUCCACUCACUCCGGCGAUCACCUCCCUCGAGAUCGUUUUCGAUCAGGCAUGGAACAAGGGGCGCCGCCCUCGGCACUUCAAACAAUCAGGCGGGGGUAACCAGGUACCUCCUUCAUGGAUCUUGCAACCAUUGAUGGCAAAGCUGCCGUCGGUUGGCAAACUCUCGUAUGAGAUGUUCAACUUCCUCGGGCAGGAACAAUUUCAGGACCGUUUGUUCACAGACACAUUCAAGUUCCUCGCCGGCCCAUUGACUGCAAACUUGACCGAGCUAUACCUCCACAUCGGUCCGUUUGGCCUCGAUACCUUUAACCAAACUCCCAGCGAACUCUGGGCCUCCAUGAUGGCGAGGAACAGCGACGAAGACGAUAUGGACCACAAUCCCCGUUUCAACGCAGCGUUGAGACAACUUAGUCAACAACUCAGUGUCCUCCACGUCUCCGGGCUGUUUGCAGUCCACCCUGAGCUCUUCUACCCCAAGGAGCUUGAACGCCAACCACCACCAUUCUGGCCACGCCUUCGCGAACAAUCCCUCGGUCGUAGCUCCACAAUCGAUCGGUUUCUCUUACGAGACCCCAACGAGCUCAACCAUCUCACUAUCAGUCUGACGCGCGGUAUGCUCUGCAUGCCCAAGCUUGAGAGUAUCGAGAUUUCCUUCCGGGUCGUGGUCGAUUCCCAGAAGCAAUUAGUAGGGCUUUACAGAAGAAGGGAUUACGAUCUUCCUGGCCGUUGCGAGAGGAUAAGGUAUCAGAGGAAAUGGUUUGCGGAGGCUCAACAUGAAGAGUUGGAUAGUACCUCUACUGCUGAUGGCGAGGGAGGUACUAGUGCUAGUACAUACCUCUAUACUUGCUACCUCUUGAAUAACGUCGACCUUUACGAGGAUGAUGCUCUCAGAUCGGCGAUUUCAAGCGAGGUGGAGGAGAAUUUGAUCGAGUUGAGACGGAGACUUGGGGGAAUUGGGUUGUCUCGGUUCCCAUAU